AUGAGAGAUGGCCAGGAGGACCCGGAAGUGAGACACUCUCCCUAUGGUAACCGGUGGAACAAGAGGAGAGUAAAGCCGCAAAAUGAAGACGGCAUCCAUAUCAACGUGUGGAGAGAGAGAACAUCUGCGGAGAGAGAAACGGGGAAGAAGAAACAAGAUGAAACCCUGGGCAACUGGUUCAAGAUCAUAGUUCCCAGCGGCAUCAAGUACGAUAAGAGCUGGCUGAUGGAUUCACUGCGGACACAUUGCAGAGUCCCCUUCACUCCCGUGGAUUUCCACUACGUGAAAAACCAGGCCCAGUUCUUCGUCCAGGAUGCUAGGGCUGCAGCUGCACUGAAGGACAUCAGCUAUAAGAUUAGUGAUGAGGACAACAGAAAGAUAUGUAUCUUUAGCAAUAAAUCUGCUGUACCCCGCUCAGUGAAGAACAUGUUGAAGGCAGAAGAACUGGAGCACCUAGAGCUGACGAUGAACAAGCGAUACGAUGACUGCCAGCAAUCUCUAGACCUGCAGCGUCUCCGCUAUGACCCAGACUUGGUGGGCCGUGAUAUUGAUAUAAUCCUGAACCGAAGAAACUGCAUGGCUGCCACCCUGCAGAUCAUCCAAAAGACUUUCCCCCAGCUCUUGUCCCUCAAUUUGUGCAACAACAAGCUGUACCGGCUGGAUGGCCUGAGUGACAUUGUGCAGAUGGUCCCCACAGUCAAGAGGCUGAAUCUCUCCAGAAAUAUGCUGAAGUCCACGUGGGAAGUAAACAAAAUCAAAGGCCUUAAACUCGACGAACUUUGGCUGGAUGGCAACCCCUUGUGUGACACCUUCCCAGACAGGGCCACCUACGUGAGUGCCAUCCGGGCCUUUUUCCCCACGCUGUUACGCCUGGACGGCAAGGAGGUAACCCCGCAGGUUGCUGUUGACACUGGCAUCCCCAGCUUAAUAAAGCCCUGCAAGGAAAGCUAUGAAGGAUCUGAGACCCUGAAAAAUCUAGUGCUGCACUUCCUGCAGCAAUAUUUCUGGAUCUAUGACUACGGAGACCGCCAGGGUCUCCUGGGGGCUUAUCACGAGCAAGCCUGCUUCUCCCUGACUGUUCCCUUUAGCCCCGAGGACCCAGCUCCCAACAUGUGGCAGUACUUCAGAGACAGCAGGAACAUAAUAAAGCUCAAGGACCCCUACACGCGGUAUCAGCUGCUGAGACAUACAAGCCCUGAGAUUGUGAGCACCCUGUGCGUGCUGCCCCAAACUCAGCAUGACCUGGGCUCCUUCCUGGUGGACUUGUGGCCCACACGGUGA
Messenger RNA from Talpa occidentalis (Iberian mole), 1281 nucleotides. Its product is annotated as nuclear RNA export factor 2-like. Gene Ontology annotation, cellular component: nucleus; cytoplasm. Lineage: Eukaryota; Metazoa; Chordata; Mammalia; Eulipotyphla; Talpidae. The coding region runs from base 1 to 1281 and encodes 426 amino acids. The transcript is spliced from 15 exons. Gene Ontology annotation, molecular function: RNA binding. The record is from RefSeq and is a predicted model, not a curated record. Gene Ontology annotation, biological process: poly(A)+ mRNA export from nucleus.